Messenger RNA from Equus caballus (horse), 4826 nucleotides. RefSeq names its product RAB43, member RAS oncogene family (gene RAB43). Gene Ontology annotation, biological process: vesicle-mediated transport. NCBI's taxonomy places the organism in Eukaryota, Metazoa, Chordata, Mammalia, Perissodactyla, Equidae. Gene Ontology annotation, cellular component: Golgi apparatus. Gene Ontology annotation, molecular function: GTP binding; GTPase activity. The record is from RefSeq and is a predicted model, not a curated record.
GCCGCGAGCUCUGCGGAGGGCCGGACUAGGCGAGCCCGGGGCGGAGCCGAGGCCCGCGGGGCUCCGGGCCGGCCCGGGGCGGGGCGGGGCUGGGGCCGGCGCUCGCGGCGCCUCUUCCUCAGGUGUUGCGGCGGUUCCACGUCGCCAAGCGGCCCGCGGCUUCCUUGAGCCCAGGCCGCCCUCAGCGUUCCGCGCGCCGGCCCUUCGGCACCCGCGCGGCCAUGGCGGGGCCGGGCCCGGGCCCAGGGGACCCGGACGAGCAGUACGAUUUCCUGUUCAAGCUGGUGCUGGUGGGCGACGCGAGCGUGGGCAAGACGUGCGUGGUGCAGCGCUUCAAGACCGGCGCCUUCUCGGAGCGCCAGGGCAGCACCAUCGGCGUCGACUUCACCAUGAAGACGCUGGAGAUCCAGGGCAAGCGGGUCAAGCUGCAGAUCUGGGACACGGCAGGCCAGGAGCGAUUCCGUACCAUCACCCAGAGCUACUACCGCAGUGCCAAUGGGGCUAUCCUUGCUUAUGACAUCACCAAGAGGAGCUCCUUCCUGUCAGUGCCUCACUGGAUCGAGGAUGUGAGGAAGUACGCGGGUUCCAACAUCGUGCAACUGCUGAUCGGGAACAAGUCAGACCUCAGCGAGCUCCGGGAGGUCCCUCUGGCCGAGGCACAGAGCCUGGCAGAGCACUACGACAUCCUCUGUGCCAUCGAGACAUCUGCCAAGGACUCGAGCAAUGUGGAGGAGGCCUUCGUGCGGGUGGCCACAGAGCUGGUCGUGAGGCAUGGGGGCCCUCUGCUCAGUGAGAAGAGCACUGACCACAUCCAGCUGGAUAGCAAGGACAUCGGAGAGAGCUGGGGCUGUGGGUGCUGACCGGGGUGCAGGGCAGGCAAGCAGGGACCUCCACACCUCCUCUCUUUCUCUGGCCUGCCAAGCCCAGCCCUCCAGAGCUGGCCCUCCAGGGCACCAGCAAUUCUAGAGCAGCAGGAUAAAGUCCUGGAAUUGUCCAUCCCGUGGCCUGGAUGGUUGAUGGGAAAACCCCCCACAAGAAAGGAAGAAACAGGAUAUUUCCUGCGGGAGACCUGUUGGCACAGGGUAGGGUGUGGGGCCCAUCCUGCCAGCCAGUGGCUGUCCCCUUUUCGUUCCUCAUGUUCCAGGACUGGCUCCAGCCCACUGGUGUGGACCACAGCGGGAGAGGGGCCGGGAAUGUGCCUCCCGUGCUCCACAAGUGCUCGUUCUGACUGUUUCACACCUUGAGUGUGCUGCAGCUGUGGCAGCAGGUUGCUGCUUUCCAGGGAUGUGGCUGGUACCCUGGGUUCUUCCAGGUCAUUCCAGAGCCUCUGUGUGUAGCCACAGAGAGCAGAGCAACCAGCCCAACAGACUCGAUUCCUGAGCACAACCCCAUGGAAGCCCUAACUCCUUCCAGGCCAGGGACUUUGUUCCUUUCUUCACUGCCAGCUCUAAGCUCACAGACACCUUGGGGCCCAGCUCGCUGCCUUAUAGCAAGACCUCUCAAGUUUUCUGGUUUUCCAUGUAGCUUCUUGUUUUCAUUGGCACAAGUGUGGCUUCAUGGCCCACAGCCGACUGGGGGCCAUCUACUAGCUUGAGGCCCAAAGUUUUGCCACUCAGGUUGCAAAACCAGCUAAUUCUUCAGCAGCGGCUCUCAGAAGCUCGGGGAGUGGAGGGAAUGAGAUAGGAAUGUGGACAUUUAAGGGAAAAGUUAAAGCUUGCGUCUCUAAGGCUCAGGUCUGAGAGGACCCCCAGGGCGCCCAGGCUUACCCCCUGUGCAGAGAUCCUUCCUGCCGCGUUCAGAGCAGCAGGUCCCCGAAUGCUCCCAGACCAGCUUACAGUUUCCCAAACCAAAAAGGCAAGGCACUAGCUAUGUUGAGUCUGGCCGUUUCAUCCUCCUGGGCCCACCAGCCCCUAAUAACCGGGUGCUGAGGUUAGAAAACAGUGGGGGCUGGGAUCACCUGGCUCUUGGAAGCAGGGCCAAACUCUGGGGUGUAGCUCAGGAUCACAAGGACUGGGAUAGGGGAGGCAGGUGAUUUUCCCAAGCCCAUCCCAGUCCCUCCAUGUCAGCCCAGCCCAGGCCCUUAGGCCCCUCCAGUGUGGGGCCUUAGGAAAUAAACUGCUCUCAGAGCCACAGCUGAGGGUACAUGAUGGAGGGGCAGCCCAGAGCCUCUCAGAGCCAGGCAGCGCCCCAGGCUCAGUCCCAGCCCUGGAGGUGGGCACAGUGCUCCAGCUCAGCCUCACCUUGCCUUCUACUCCAAGCACUUUGGUUUGCGUUGCCCCCUGUCCCAGGCAGGCUUGGCCACAGAGCAAGGAGCCAGACCUUUUGCAGGAGCUCCACAGCAGUCUGGUGAGGCAGGGCCAGGCAGGGACAGGCUGUUUUGGCUGAGAGGGAGACAAGCAGGGCUGACGGCUCCCUUUCAGGGAGAUGGGCAGCCAUGGAAUGGCUGAGCUUGAUUCUGGAGGGGAAGGACAGUGUUGGCCUGGUCCAGCCGGGAGCUGCUCAGCAGGAGCCUGCACUGAGGGAUUCAGCCUGCUGCUAGCUGGGGUGAGGUGGGAGCCGGGAUCAAGAAGGCUGCCUGGCUUCCUUCCUCAGCGGUCUUGCUGAUGGGAUGGGGCCCAGUUGCUGGCAGGGGGAGCUAGGGUCUGCCCAGCUCCUCCACUGCAGUGGCUGGGUUCCAUCUGCAGAGUAGAAAGUGCCUGUCACUGAGGCAUACCCUAAAGAGGGGCCCCAUUCAGGCCAACGGCACAAGUCCUCCAGCCUCAUGACCUCUCUAUGUGGGGCUGACGUUGGGGCAGAGCUGGGCGUUCAACCCAGGCCCGAGCUGGAAGAGAAAGCUCUCGAAGGCUGACCUUGCAGAGACCUGCUCCUGUGGGGCGUCGGGGGACAGAGGGGUCUUGGAACAGAGGCCUGGGCCUGCACCCUGUGAUUGACUUGGAGCCCCAGUUCCAGCCGAGCACAGGGACUGACCCUGCCCCUUGUACCUGCUGCCCCCUCUGCCUCAGGACUGGGGGUGGCCCUCGGCUGCUUCAUAGGGCCUAGGGAAAGAGGGAGGCCCCACCACCCGUCUCUUUCACAAGUUCGCCCUGGGCUGCCAUGAGGGUCCAGCGUAGGCGCAGGAACGGGUAGCUGGCUGGUGACGGGCUCGUUUGUCCCCUUGGACUGUGAACUGUCCCCCUCCUUCUCCCGCCCCUGGGGGAGGAGGCCUGAAACCCUGCAAAGGCUUAACUUAGAAGGGGGAAGGGAGCAGCUGGCUCAGCCUGGGACCAGGAGGUUUCCUCUCACGGGUGGCCUCUUGGCUCACCCAGCAACCAAGGAAACAACACUUCACUUCCUCCCCUUUCACAAUCCCAAGGUGUCAGAAAUACUGGGCCCAGUGGAUCUCCUGUCACUCCAUCCUCCAGGCGCCAGAGCAGUCUCACUCCAGGAGUUUAGCCUAGAAAUCUGGGGCUCAGCUUGGGCUCCUCGCUUUUUCUCACCCUACCGCAGUGCUGGGAUCCCACCUCCACAGUGCCCCCUGCCCUCUGCUCCAGACAGGCCUCAUCUCACCUGGACGCUUCACUGACUUCCUUGGCCCUUGGGCUUUCAGCCUCCACUGCCCCACGCCACCCUCCUGCUACUGUCAGAGUGGCAGUUGUGAAAGGUCACUCUUGGUCCUAUCCACCAACCCCCCUCUUCCACUUUCGCACCUUCCAGGGUGCCCUGGGGCCCUCAGGAUGCAUCCAUACUUGACCCAGAUGUCCAAGGCCUCCACAUCUCCACCCUGGCUUCUCUCCAGCACCUUCUUGUUCCCCGAGGAGCACCCUCUGUCCAAGCCAACCCUUCCUGCUCUCUCCCACAUUAGUGACCUUGCCCUUUCAUUCAUGUCCUUUAGAACCUCACAGAUGGCCCAGCUGGGCUGAAACCCAUUUCCUACAGGCUCCGACAGAGACGCUUCACGGCCUGCAAUCUCAGGCACAAAUGCUCAUGCUCAGGGCCUGGCCUUGAGAGUGGUGGUGACUGCUUGCCAUGUGGGGAACCUGUUCUGUAGUGUCCCGUCAGGUGAGGAGCUCACUACCUCUCUGGGCUUUAGUCCUCUGUCAAGUGGGGCCCUGGACUUGGGUAAGAGAAAACGGGGAAGCACAUGAGGCAGAAAAGAAGGCCCGCCUCUGUUUCCCCUCCCAGCAGCCCAGGGCCUCGGGGGCAGGAGAACAGUUUAGUCUCUUCCUUUGUUUAUAAAUUAUCCGAGAACAGGAGCAGGUGGGGUCAGGGGCCGGGGUGCGGGAGAAAGGGCAGGGGAAGCAGGUCCAGGACCAGUCCAGACAGCCACCAGGCCCAUGGGAGGGUGCUCUGUCUCCUGGGUUAGGCUGAUGUGACGUGGGCCAGAGAACAAGAGGAAGACGCUUUAUACUCCAAGGAGGAGGAGCGGGGCGGGGAGGGACAAGGAUCCUGACUCCUAAGCCAGAGAGGGGGUCCCUGUCCUCCCAGAAGGGGAGUUUUGGCCCCGAGGACACAGGCCCCAGCAGGAAUGGAGCUGGAGGAAGCUCCUAAUUCAUAUUGAAUUCAGUUACUCUCUUCCCCAGGAGGGCUGCCCGGGGGGGGCCUCAGGGACCUGAGCCUCGCUGGCCUGGACUGUUGGGGGGUGGGGGCAGGGAGGGUUGGGAGGGCCUCAGCCAGCCCAAGGAUACCAUUGCAUUUGGGAAUUUUUCACAUUACCUAUUUAUGAAUAUAUAAAUCUUUAUAUCAAAUCUAUUUUUUAAAACAUGGAAAAGUUGCCUUUAUGGAAACUUAGCAGAGCCAGAGUGUACACAUUCCUAAACCAUUAAACAGAUUCUGUAACGAGCCAAUGA